GACGCGGAGCGCAGAAAGACCUUUGUUUUAAAAAUGCCCAUGGAGCUGACGCAAAGCCGCAUCCAGAAGAUUUGGCUUCCCAAUGACAACCGCCCGGCUCUGCCCCGCCGCUCCUGUGGGCCACAGCUUGCCAAUUCCCCCACUGUGAUAGUGAUGGUUGGCCUCCCAGCCCGCGGGAAGACCUACAUCUCCAAGAAGCUGACUCGCUACCUCAACUGGAUCGGUGUCCCAACAAAAGUUUUCAACGUGGGGGAGUAUCGCCGUGAGGCAGUGAAACAUUACAGCUCCUAUGACUUCUUCCGCCCCGACAAUGAGGAGGCCAUGAAAGUCAGGAGGCAAUGUGCCCUGGCUGCCUUGAGGGAUGUCAAGCUAUACCUGACGGAGGAGGCUGGCCAGAUUGCGGUUUUUGAUGCCACCAAUACCACGCGGGAGAGGAGAGGGAUGAUCCUAAACUUUGCCAAAGAAAAUGGGUUCAAGGUGUUCUUCAUUGAAUCUGUCUGCAAUGAUCCCACAGUAGUUGCCACCAAUGUUAUGGAAGUAAAAUUGUCCAGCCCUGAUUACCGGGACUGUAAUUCGACCGAUGCCAUGGAGGAUUUCAUGAAGAGGAUCAAUUGCUACCAGGCCAGCUACCAGCCGCUCGACCCUGAUGACUAUGACCGGGAGCUUUCUCUCAUCAAAGUCAUCGAUGUCGGCCGGCGGUUCCUGGUCAACAGGGUUCAGGAUCACAUCCAGAGCAGGAUCGUUUACUACCUGAUGAACAUCCAUGUCCAGCCCCGCACCAUUUAUCUCUGUCGGCAUGGCGAAAGCGAGUUCAACCUCAAGGGGAAGAUUGGAGGUGACUCGGGCCUCUCCAACAGGGGCAAGAAGUUUGCACUGGCACUGAACAAAUUUGUUGAGGAGCAGAACCUGAAGGACCUCAAAGUCUGGACCAGCCAACUAAAGAGGACAAUCCAAACAGCAGAAGCUCUCCAGCUGCCCUACGAGCAGUGGAAGGCGCUCAAUGAAAUAGAUGCUGGUGUGUGUGAAGAAAUGACGUAUGAAGAUAUCAGGGAGCAGCAUCCAGAGGAAUUUGCUUUACGUGAUCAGGAUAAAUAUUACUACCGCUAUCCUUCUGGGGAGUCCUACCAAGAUCUGGUGCAGCGCCUAGAGCCGGUCAUCAUGGAGCUGGAGAGACAAGAGAAUGUCCUUGUGAUCUGUCACCAGGCUGUCAUGCGCUGUCUCCUGGCAUACUUUCUGGACAAGAGUGCAGAUGAAAUGCCCUACCUGAAAUGUCCCCUUCACACAGUGUUGAAGCUGACCCCGGUGGCCUAUGGCUGCCGGGUGGAGUCCAUCUCGCUGAACAUUGAAGCUGUCAACACCCACAGGGAACGGCCAGAGGAAGCAAAGAAGGGACCUAACCCGCUCAUGAGACGUAAUAGCGUUACCCCUCUAGCAAGCCCAGAGCCCACCAAAAAACCUCGCAUCAACAGCUUUGAGGAGCAUGUGGCUGUUUCUUCCGCCCUGCCAGGCUGUGUUCCUCAGGAAGUGCCCACGCAGCUGCCGGGACAACCUUUACUAGGGAAGGCAUGCCUACGACCCGUUUGUCACUUUCUCAAAGUUUUCUCUUUACUAAUAUUUCCAAGGUAA
Gavia stellata (red-throated loon) is the source of this 1626-nucleotide messenger RNA. RefSeq names its product 6-phosphofructo-2-kinase/fructose-2,6-biphosphatase 3 (gene PFKFB3). Gene Ontology annotation, biological process: fructose 2,6-bisphosphate metabolic process; fructose metabolic process. Bases 34 to 1626 code for a protein of 530 amino acids. The transcript has 16 exons. Gene Ontology annotation, molecular function: fructose-2,6-bisphosphate 2-phosphatase activity; ATP binding; 6-phosphofructo-2-kinase activity. The record is from RefSeq and is a predicted model, not a curated record. NCBI's taxonomy places the organism in Eukaryota, Metazoa, Chordata, Aves, Gaviiformes, Gaviidae. Gene Ontology annotation, cellular component: cytosol.